Messenger RNA from Drepanopeziza brunnea f. sp. 'multigermtubi' MB_m1, 963 nucleotides. RefSeq lists its product as uncharacterized. NCBI's taxonomy places the organism in Eukaryota, Fungi, Ascomycota, Leotiomycetes, Helotiales, Drepanopezizaceae. The record is from RefSeq and is a predicted model, not a curated record. Gene Ontology annotation, molecular function: nucleic acid binding.
AUGGCCAUCUACUCCAGCGUCGCUCCCCCCGAGCAACAGGCAGCUCCAGUGGCCCUUGAUGUCGCAAGUUGGACCGCAACCUCCGCCCUGCAGGCCCUCAGCAUCUCCCCUUCCGCCCGCGGCACCGGCGUCUCCCUCUCCAUUCCUCUCGAGGAUGAAGUCGAGACGCGCCCCCAGAGCAAUGGAGGCGAGAAGAAGAAGAAGGAGCGCCGGGAUAGCAUGAAGAGGCGAGAGGCCUUAUUGAAGGGCAAGGAGGGCAGUCGACGACGCCAGAGGUGGGAGAAUGACCGCCUCCUCCACGUCCCCAAUGCCCAGCCACCCCUCCCCUCGGACUGGGCCCCCCACGCUACCCACCGCGUAAACCACAUCCCCUACUACCUCGCGCCCCUCUGGGACGCGGGAAUCCGCCACCGCGCCGAGGAGAAGUCGCUGCAGAAAGCUGCCGCGCCCGCUCAGCGCGCCGGUAUCGUCGAGGAGAAGGGCCGUGUGCCAUCGGAUUUGAAGACGAAGCUCAAGAAGAGCAAGGGCGCAAAGACCCUCCUCCAGGAGCUAGAGCUGGAGGUCCGCACUUUCGUCAAGGAGUUCGAGCUCCAGCAGCGUCGGCAGGCUGCUCAAAAGGGUGCCAAGGGCGGAGAGGAGAUGGACAGCGAGGAUGAGGAGAUUGUGUUCAUUGGCAGGGACAAGGAUGGCAAGGGGAUCACGAUGAGUGACGAGGUCAAGGAUGUCAUGGAGGAGGAGCUGCAGCGGAAGAAGAUUGUGUAUGAGAGCCUGGCGGGUAGUCCCGAUGGCGGAUUCGCGCGAUGGUUGGUGCAUAGUCUGGCGGGCUAUUACGGGCUCAGCAGCUGGAGUGAGACGAGGGGUGGGAGUCCGGCGAUGCGAGGCGUGUUUGUCGGCAUGCGGAGUGGGAAUGCUGUUGAUGGUGCUCUGGCUGAUCUCCCGAGACCACUUUGGGGGAUGGUCUGA